Dictyostelium discoideum AX4 is the source of this 1743-nucleotide messenger RNA. RefSeq lists its product as hypothetical. Lineage: Eukaryota; Evosea; Eumycetozoa; Dictyosteliales; Dictyosteliaceae. The coding region runs from base 1 to 1743 and encodes 580 amino acids. The record is from RefSeq and is a predicted model, not a curated record. The transcript is spliced from 3 exons.
AUGUGGGACAUUCAACCCACAUUUUUUUUUUCAAAAAAGUGGUAUAAUUUUAUUUCAUUAACAAUAUCAAAUAAUAUUAUAAAUAAUAAAUUAUUUGAACAUUGGUUAAAAAUUAAUAAUGAUAAUAAUAAUAAAUCAUUUAUUGAAAAUUAUAAUAAUCAAAAUCAAUAUGACAAAAAUAAAAUAGUUUUUAAAAAUAAAAAUGAAAAACAAAAUAAAAUUAGUUUUAAUAAAGAGUUUUCAAUUAUAAAAAUCAAAGAAUCAAUAAUCAAUGAUUAUUUUAAAUUCAAUUUAUUUUUAGAUAAUAUUACAGUUGAUGAUUUUAAAGAAAUUAAAAACAAAUUUGAAAAAAAUCAAUUACUUUAUUAUAGAAUUGUAGUUAAUGGUGAAACUGGUAAUAUUGGUAAUAUUGAAGGGUUUUCAGAUGAUAGUAUUUUAUUUACAAUACAUGAAUAUAUAUCAAAUGAAAAUUGGGAAAUCAUAUCAAAUUUAUUUAAAAUACUAGAAUUAAAUUAUGACUUUUGGUUGCCUGAAGGUUAUAGUCCAGAUUCUGAACAGGAAGAUGAUGAUGAGGAUGAUGGUACUGAUAAGAGAUGUACUGAAUUAUAUUUUAAUAAUUUAUCAAUUGAUGGUUAUAUUGGGAGUAAAAAUAUAUUUUUUGACGGGUCCAAAGAUGAUUGCUCUCAAUCACGUGUUAAUUAUUCAGCAUUAUUUGAUCCAAAUAAUUCAGGCCAACAAGUUGAAUCUAUUAAAGUACAAAGUAAAACUUAUGAAAUUAAUGAGGAAGAUUUUGUUGAACCACUCCAUUUAAUUAAAGUCUAUCAAUUUGAAAAUUUACAUUCAAUUACGGUAACAAUUAACUCACUUUUAAUAUUAUCAAACAUAUCUGAAGAAAUGGGAUUUAAAGGAUUCUAUAAUGUAAAUUCCUAUUCAGGUUUUUUGAGAAACACAAAAUCAGAAGUAUUUCAAAUGACCAAUUCAUUCAUUACAAGUAAAUCUUUAAAGAAUUUAAAAAUAUCAUCAGUAACUUAUGAACACUAUCCAUUAGAUUAUAUGGGUUUUUUUGCAUAUAGGCAAUAUUCUUUUAAUGAUAUAGUAAUUUUUGCUAAAAGAGUAAUAGAAAUUAUAGAAUACUUAUCAAAUUCAUUCAAACCAUUAUUUUCAGAAUUAAAUACAUCAAUUGAAAGAAUUGAAUUUGAUUGUAUGGAUUUAUUAAAUAUCAAUACAUUUUCAAAUUUAUUAAAUAAUAAAUCAAUUAAAUAUUUAUAUUUACAUGGUGAUAGUGAUUUCAUUGUUUACUGUCCAAAACUAGUUAGUCGUAGUAUGGGAUUAAAUCAAGAACCUAUUACAAUUAAUCAAUAUUUAUUUGAAUAUAUAUUUACAUCACCAUUAACAUCAAUUAGACAUUAUAAAAUAAAAUUCAAAGGAUCUAAUGAAUUAAAAUUAAUAUUUAAUUUAAUAUUUAAUAAUAUUUUUAAAUUACAAUUAUAUUCAUUAAUAUUUGAAUUCAAUAAAAAUGAAUUAAUUGGUGAAUUUGCUAAAGAAUUUAAAAAUUUAAUAAAUAAUAUUUCAAUACAACAACUACUACAACAAAAAUCAAAUGACUUAAAUUUAAAAGAAAUUAAAAUUAAAAUUAAAAUUAAACAAACUGAAAAUAAAAUUAAUUAUGAUGAAAAUAUUCAAGAAUUAAACAAUAUUAAUAAUCCACAUUUCACAACAAUAAUAAAGAAAAUAGAAAAAUAA